Messenger RNA from Notothenia coriiceps (black rockcod), 11400 nucleotides. Its product is annotated as metabotropic glutamate receptor 5-like. Gene Ontology annotation, molecular function: G protein-coupled receptor activity. The record is from RefSeq and is a predicted model, not a curated record. The transcript has 17 exons. NCBI's taxonomy places the organism in Eukaryota, Metazoa, Chordata, Actinopteri, Perciformes, Nototheniidae. Gene Ontology annotation, cellular component: membrane. Gene Ontology annotation, biological process: G protein-coupled receptor signaling pathway. The coding region runs from base 118 to 3918 and encodes 1266 amino acids.
AGGAAUAUUUUCCAAUCAUUCACUCGCAUAAACUCAUCUGUGCCACAAGCUCCUGCCAUGGCCAGGAAAAGUGUUCCUCGGACAAGUAGUUUCCUGUGAAGGCUCUACUCGACACAUAUGAGAUCUGCUUCUCCUUUGUUACCUCAACGGACCAAGAUGAUGCUUCGGCUGCUGCUAGUUCUGUCCAUUUGGGUGGGAUCCUAUGAAGCUGACUCUGUCCAGUCCGAACGGCGAGUUGUAGCACACAAUCCUGGUGACAUCAUCAUCGGAGCGCUGUUCUCUGUCCAUCAUCAGCCUCCUGCUGACAAGGUACACGAGCGCAAAUGUGGCGCGGUGCGGGAGCAGUACGGCAUCCAGAGGGUGGAGGCCAUGAUGUACACGCUGGACCGCAUCAACGCUGACCCGUUCAUCCUGCCCAACAUCUCCCUGGGCUGCGAGAUCCGGGACUCCUGCUGGCACUCGGCCGUGGCUCUGGAGCAGAGCAUCGAGUUCAUACGGGAUUCACUGGUCUCCUCUGACGACGCAGAGGAGUGGGGGGGCGGAGGGGGACUAGGGGGAGGAGGAGGUGGCGGAGGAGCGAGCACGGUGAAGUGUUCAGACCCCUCGGCCACUCCCAUGCGGGGGAAGAAACCCAUCGUGGGUUUAAUUGGACCGGGGUCAAGCUCUGUGGCCAUCCAGGUCCAGAACCUUCUACAGCUGUUCAACAUACCACAGAUUGCCUACUCUGCCACCAGUAUGGACCUCAGCGACAAGAGCCUUUUUAAGUACUUUAUGCGGGUGGUGCCUUCAGAUGCCCAGCAGGCAAGAGCUAUGGUGGACAUUGUCAAGAGAUACAACUGGAGUUAUGUGUCUGCUAUACACACCGAAGGCAACUACGGUGAAAGUGGAAUGGAAGCAUUCAAGGACAUGGCAGCUAAGGAGGGCAUCUGUAUCGCCCACUCUGGCAAAAUCUGGAGCAAUGCUGGAGAGCAGAGCUUUGAUCGGCUGCUGGAGCGGCUGCGGGCCCAUCUGCCCAAAGCCCGGGUGGUGGCUUGUUUCUGUGAAGGCAUGACUGUCCGCAACAUCCUCAUGGCCAUGAGACGCCAGGGACUGGUGGGAGAGUUCCUGCUCAUCGGCAGUGAUGGAUGGGCCGACCGGUAUGAUGUAACAGAUGGUUUUGUUAGGGAAGCAGCAGGUGGCAUUACCAUCAAGCUCCAGUCGGCUGAUGUGAAAUGGUUUGAUGAUUACUACCUUAAACUUCGUCCAGAAAACAACCCCAGAAACCCCUGGUUUCCAGAGUUCUGGCAGCAUCGUUUCCACUGUCGACUUAAAGGUCACCCGCAGGAGAACAACAAAUUCAACCGCACCUGUGGCAAGCGAGAGUCGCUUCGGCAGCAGUAUGCACAGGACACCAAGAUGGGGUUUGUCAUAAAUGCCAUCUACUCGAUGGCAUAUGGCCUGCAUAACAUGCAACGGGCACUCUGCCCAGGCUAUCAGGGCCUGUGUGAUGCCAUGCGACCUAUAGAUGGUUCUAUGCUGCUAGACUUCUUGAUGAAAACCAACUUCACCGGAGUGUCAGGAGAGGGAAUCUUAUUUGAUAAGAAUGGAGACUCACCUGGCAGGUACGAAAUAAUGAACUUCAAGAAGAUGGGGAAGGACUACUAUGACUAUAUUAAUGUUGGCAGUUGGGACAACAGAGGCUUGAAGAUAGAUGAUGAUGAAAUCUGGCCCAACAAGGAAGGCAUCAUCAAGUCAGUCUGCAGUGAACCCUGUGACAAAGCACAGAUAAAGGUGAUCCGUAAAGGGGAGGUGAGCUGCUGCUGGACGUGCACUCCCUGUAAAGAAAAUGAGUUUGUGUUCGACGAGUACACCUGCCGAGCCUGUGAACUGGGCUCCUGGCCGACCUUUGACCUCACAGGCUGUGACCCCAUCCCAGUGGAGUACCUGCGGUGGGGAGACCCUGAACCGAUAGCUGCUGUGGUCUUCGCCUGCCUCGGGCUCAUGUUCACAUUCUUUGUCACUGCAGUCUUCAUCAGGUUCCGGGACACCCCAGUAGUGAAAUCUUCCAGUCGGGAGCUGUGCUACAUCAUACUGGCAGGGAUCUGCAUGGGGUACCUGUGUACCUUCAGCCUCAUUACCAAACCCCAUGUAGUCCACUGCUACCUCCAACGGCUGGGAAUAGGCCUGUCACCUGCCAUGAGCUACUCUGCACUCGUCACCAAGACAAAUCGCAUUGCUCGGAUUCUGGCAGGCAGCAAGAAGAAGAUCUGUACAAAGAAACCUCGCUUCAUGUCCGCCUGCGCUCAGCUCAUCAUUGCCUUCCUCCUCAUACUGUUGCAGCUGGGCAUCAUCGUGGCUCUCUUCCUCAUGGAGCCACCAGAGGUGAUCCAUGACCACCCCAGCAUCCGCCAGGUUAACCUCAUUUGUAACACCAAUAACCUGGGCGUGGUUGCCCCGCUGGGAUACAAUGGCCUGCUCAUCCUCAGCUGCACCUUCUAUGCCUUCAAGACCCGCAACGUCCCAGCUAAUUUCAACGAGGCUAAGUACAUAGCCUUUACCAUGUACACCACCUGUAUUAUAUGGCUGGCCUUCGUACCCAUCUACUUUGGCUCUAACUACAAAAUUAUCACCAUGUGCUUCAGUGUCAGCCUCAGUGCCACCGUGGCGCUGUGCUGCAUGUUCGUACCCAAGGUGUACAUCAUUCUAGCCAAACCAGAGCGUAACGUGCGCAGUGCCUUUACCACGAGCACAGUGGUGCGCAUGCACGUGGGCGACGGCAAAUCUUCCUCAGCCGCCAGCCGUUCUUCGAGUAUGGUUAAUCUGUGGAAACGUAAGGGCUCUACUGCAGAGAAUCUCAGCUCCAACGGUAAAUCAGUGUCUUGGGCGCAGACGGAGCGCAGCAGUAACCGCGGAAACCACCUGUGGCAACGGCUGUCCUUCCACAUCAAGAAGAAGGAGAACAACCAGACGGCCGUCAUCAAGCCCUUCUCCAAAACCUCUGAGGAGCGUUACUUUGGUGGGGGUGACCUGCCCCCACACAUGCCUCUGCCCUCCCUCCCCUCCAUGUCUUCCCUGUCCAUUCAUCAGGACUCUGUCACCGACAAGACCCUGUACGAGCUCUCUGAGGUGGAGGAGCGCUACUCGAACACGUACCUGCCGCAGACGCCCUCGCCCAUCAGCACCAUCAGCCAGAGACUAGGGGCCGGAGUCGGGGACGAUCACUCGAUGACUGGCGUUCCUAACUACCCGAGCAGCAUCUGCAGCGGGGGGAGCGUGAGCAGCGGGGGGGGCAGCAGUUGCGGUCCUACCAGCAGCGGCUCUCUGGUGGUGGGGAGUGACGGGCGUCUGAUUGUUCUGGACAAUUACCCGGCACCGCAUCCCAGCUCCCUGAUGGAUCAGAUCAGCUGCGUGGUGAACCGCUUCACCGCCAACAUCACGGAGCUCAACAGCAUGAUGUUGUGCUCUUCUCCGACGCACUCGCACUCCAACAAGCAGCCCCCCCCCUCUCCUCCACCAGCCGACCCCUAUCUGUUGCCCCGGGAGAUCCCGAUGGCCCCGACCCUCACCACCCAUGCUGACGUCCAGCCCCUCCCCCCCGUCGAGACCAGCAUGGCGGGCCGGAGCGGAUGUCCUGUUCACUCCAUUCCUCACUCAUCUUACCCCCUGCCGCCUCACAUUGGCCAGGCCUCCCCCUCUCUCUCCCCCAUGCGAGGAGGCCUCAUCCCCUGCCUCACCCACUCCCCUCUGAGGAGGGCCGAGUUGGAAGAGGAGCUUUUUGCUUUGACUCCGCCGUCCCCUUUCCGCGAUUCCCUGGGAUCUAGCAGUGGCUCGCUCAUCUCAGAGACAGGCCUGUGUCUCCCCCCAGCCCCCUCCCCCCCUUCGCCCAGGUACAGUAGACUGACACUCAGAAACUACAGCCAGAGUUCAUCCUCACUGUGAGGCAGAGUUUUCAUGUGAAGAAAACGCAGAUUUGAAGAGGAGUGCUCAAAAAAACGACACGGUUGAUAUGAGUGAAGAGUAUUGGAGGAUGGAAACACUGAAAUCCAUCCGUCCUUACGUGAAACUAGAAGUAAAGGGGUCGUGGUAAAGGAUUCGUGAACAGCUGGUUGAUGAGGACACCAAGCUGCGGCAGUGUUUGUGUUUACAUGUUUGCAUUGAGAUGCAAGUAUGAGAAGCUUGCCCACGUCGUAUUUUCUUAGUGCAGUUUAUCAAAAGCGGGGCGUGAAGAGUUGCAAAAAAAAAAGGGCCACAGUGACUUUGAGAUGUUUUAGUGUCUGUAAAGUCAAAAAUCAUUCUUGAAGUUCUAGAGCAUAGAUUGUAUAUAAGAAGUGGUAAACUUGGUUUGUGGACUAACGUGUGGAAGCCUUGAGUACUGCAUCUUGGCCGUCAUCAUCUUGUGUUUUUUGGAGUAAAAGGUGAGAAUUUUGGACAAAAGGGUAACGCAUUGUUAUGUCUCUACCCUGAUCCACAGGUCGCCCUAAAGCAUGCCUUACUUUAUCGUCUACUUUACUCAAAAUGGGACCAUCAUUUAGAAACUGAAUAUCGUACCUUAAUGAGAAAGACCUCAAAUUAGCGACUAAGAUCAUUAGGAUUAAGGUCAUAUUCUAAAAGACUUCUAUAGAAUUGCAAUGAUUUAUUAUUUCGAGGACUUUGACCCCUGCUGUAUAUUAGAAAUUGAGAAGGUUCUAGGCUCCUUUGCAUUGGCUUCACCUUUCAGACCCAAAAAGCUACAUCCACUUGUUGUGCACAGUCUAUGGUUUAGAGCUACAUAUAUGUUAGGUUUGGGUAGUGGCCUUAAGGUUCUAUGGCUAUCAACUAAUUAGAGAGGAGUGUGUGUCUGUGUGUGUGUGUGAGUGUGCUAUGUGUGCAUGAGUAUGUUUAAUGGUGAGAUUAAACUCCUAAAGCAUGUACGGACAAAACAAAGGCUAUUUGCUGACACACACGUAAACAUAAACACAUAGGCGUGAGCCAACAUAUACGCAUACAAUUUAAGGGAAAAAAACUGUAAAUAUACGAGAAGAUAUGGAUUUUUCUUGGUAAAGAAAAUCUUACACGUUUCUGACAGAAGUGCAAUGUGUUAACAUACCAGACUGUAUGUUACUCUGAAGAACAGAGCUUUUUUUGUAUUCAUCCAGCUCUCCAAUCUGUUCCCCUUACAUUGCUUUUUUCUCCUCUCCUCGUUCUCCUGCUGCUUUCUUUUGUCCCGCCAGUCAUUUAGUAUUUUCUACUCUUCCAGUUUGUUUUCCUCAGAAGUUUUGAAUGUAUAUUUUCUAAAUGAUUCCUGGAGCAGUUGGGACCAAACCUUUUGUACCUCCCUGUCUGUGACUCGAGAACGAGCGAGAGGAGGGAUUGACAGGACCAGGCCUUGUUUGAACAUAAACAUCUUAGUCAUAAACUCUUGGAUUAUUACCAAAUAUGACUUUGUAGUUUAUAGUUAGUGUAUGACAUUUGACAAGGGAACAUUUAUCAUUUGGAUCCCAGUCGUGACAUUUUCUCUAAACGAUCUGUCAGCAGGACAUAAUGGUCAUUGUUAAAUGAAGACGGUGCUUUGAAUGAGACUAACUGGAAUUGCUAACAUCUCGUGUGUUAGCGGCCACAGUUUGAUAGACUCAAGCUGGGAGACCUUCUACAAGGGUCAUCUCUUGCACAUCCGAAAAUACUUUUUUAGUUUUCUCCGUCAGACAAAUAGGUGCAGAACAACGAAAGAGGCUCAUAUUGAAUGGACGUACUUGAGAGCUGUAUCGAUUUUCUCCUCGCUCAGAAAAAAGAGAAAUUAAAAAUGUCAAUCUGUUACUUUAAAGUAAGGCCUCAUGAGAAUGUCUCCAAAGUCAAACUAACUAAUUUGGUAAAAUGUUGCUAGUGACAAAAUCCAAGUGGUACUUACACUUUCAAUCAAUUUGAGAUGUUUUUCUAAAAAUGUCUGUCGAUGGAUAAACAGAACCAAACUUGGAAAGAUUGCAAAACCUUAAAUGUCUAGUUUGGCUAUUUAAGAUUUGUGUUUAAACAUAUGCCUUUCAACGGAAUAUAUCGUUCUUACAGUACAUGUGCCAACAGAAUUUCUGAGUACCCAGAGUAGUCCUGGGAUAUCAAAUGUGCCGAUGGAUGCAUUCACUAAGAUGCUUUUGAGAAAUGGGGCCUUGGCUUCGUGACAGCUCCUCCGGAAAAAAAAAAACGAAGGGUCAGAAGGUUGUGAUACACGACACAAACAUUUUUCAACAUUUUAUACAAUCUGCCCGAAAGUAUAUCCGACUCAUUUAAAAUGAUUGAACUGUUUGUAUCACAACAAAAUGAGUUGUCCAACAUGUUGCCUGUGUUCUCUCGUCCGUCUGCUGUACGAUGCAGAUGCAGUUCAUGGUCUCAUUUCUCUUGUGAGUGUAGUAUUUCUGCUUAACAGUAGCCAGCAAGAACAAACUCAGAAAAAGGGAUUCUGUAAAUAAUAAGGGCAUGCAAAGACAGUUCUGUUUUGUUUCAGAUGAAAGUAAAUCUAUUUACAUAUCAACAAAGGUGAAAAAAAAAAAUGAAAAAAGAGAUGUUUUUGAACUAUGUGAUGACAUCAUACAGUACCAAUGUGUGUUACGACUACAGAAACUGUGUUACUACUCUUAAUAUGUGAGUGACCAUUCCUAUUCAAAUGUCUUGUAAUUCAACAAUAUAAUAAUGAUUAAUAUUACGAUGAUUAUUGUGCCAAAGGGGUUAGGGAGGGUCUAGAUUACUAGCUCGUGGGUAGAUAAAUGGUUUCAUACAAAAAAUUCUAAAAAUAUAAAUGUAAAACUGUUUCUAUUGUUUUUGGAUAUUUUCUAUAUAAAUAUUCCAUAUUUUCCAGUGUUGAAGCAAUAUUUACCACACGUAUACAAGGUGCGCAUCUGAAGGGUUUCAUAAACAAUGUUUUCAAUUGUUCUUCUUCAUCCUGCUGUAAUCUCUGAGGGAUACAUUUAGUAACUCGUAACUUCCCUAUUUUUCCAUUGUGAUCCUCUCACUUUAGACUUGUUGUUCCUCUCCUACUGCUGUGUGUUUCUGGUCCAGUCUAAGUCAGAUUACAAUCCACUGAAGACGAGCUGCAGUUUGAAAGAGAGUCAAGGAGUUGUGUGUGCCAUAAUUGUUGCUACCCUUUUUUGCUGUCCUCAUAUUUUAUAUAUUCUCCUGUCCUCAAAGUAACCCCAGUAUGUCUCUAAAGCUCAGAGCAACACAACAAACUUCUGCUUGGAUCUUAAAUGAGGGAAAAAAACGAAUUGGGUCCCAUAAUCAGCAUCUGAGAUAAUUGCACAUGAGAGGGUUACAAAUGUACAAAGAUAAAAGCACCAAAGGAGAACUGCUGGUCUUAAUUGUUGACUAAAUUGGUUCUUGUCUCAAAGUGCUGUCUGUGCAUCAUUACCUCUACAUCUACUAAUUUUAAUCGUCGAGGUCCUGACCUGUUGUCAGAAAGUGAACCAGCGCUCUAGCUCAGAUGCUAUCGCUAAGGAGUUUCUUUGUGUGCUUCUGUCACUGGCAGUGUGGAAACAUGCAGGGAGCUUGCUUCAGCACUUCAGCUGCAUCUUAUCAGCCCCUCUGGGUUAGGCUUGACAGCUCUGUGUUACCUCGGCAGAAAAAGACAGGAUCACUGCUUGAGUCUACUGAGGGCUCAGUUCUACGACAUCUUUUAAUAAAAAUCAAGCGAUCAUUAAAAAGGAGUGCAGCAGGCUUUUUACAAAAUUACAGUUUGAAAAAGCACCGAGUCAUGGCCUUGGAUAUUUGGUGUGAAGAAAUAAUGCAGGCAUUGAAUUGUUAGGUCAGCAUAAGGUCAUAGAGAAAUAUAAAUGCUAUCUAGCGUUUUGACCAAAUUACAUUUCAGACCCUCUUUCAUCUGAAUCCAAUCUUUUUAGUGCUUUCAACACCUGGUGAGCUUUCAAACAUUUUCCUUGACAAAUGCCUCUAAUGGUCCCUUUUUUAAAUAAAAGCAAGUCAAGCCAUUUUGCUUUCUGCCCUAAAACUAACUAUCACUUAACAUUUGACCUCAAGGUUGAAAAAAAGAUUCCACUCAUAUUAAUUGGGUUUAAUGUCAGUUAUAUUUAUUUCCCCUAAUGUACUCGCCAAAACAUGAUGAGUAAAAUCUAAGAUGAUCUCCUGAUUUUUUUCCUCAAAACUAUGUUAUUUUACAUAAAUGCACUCUAAAGAAUUGGAUUAUUAAUCCCUGCGCUCAAAAACACUUGUAAUCCAGACAUGCGCAUCUACUGAUGGGAGGAAAACAAUAAACACAAGGUCAUGUAGUUUACACUGUUUACUUAUCAUGGGGCUCUAAAUGUAAUUUAGUUUUGGAUUGCAGAAAACAGAAUCGGUUGGCAGAUUGCUGAUUUACUGACGAGGGAGGCAGUUUUUCAGUCAAUCAAUCCCCCCCCCCGCCCUGCCGAGUAUUUGUCUGAUUUGCUACAGAAAACAGGACUAUGUUUACUGUGUAAACACCAUGCUGACGUAUGGUUGAAUGUUCUGUCAGGGCUGGCAUGGAGACUCUUCGUUUCUUCUCAGUACUGUCAAAGGCUCUUACAGAAUGAUUAUGAUGUGUCAUGAUGCAGACCUUUGUGAGUGUCAUUUGGUAAAGCUCACAAAUAGUUUCUUACAUUUUUAACAGCAUUAAUGGAAUAAGUAAAUCACAAAAUCUAAAGAAUUUGAUGACUGAAAUACUAACGGUACGCAUCCCCAAGAGUGAAUUUUGGUUAAAAAUAUGGGUAAUUUAAAAGUUAGGGUUAUUAUUUGAUAGCAAAUCUGAAAUAAAAACCAAAAACAGAGGAACUUUACCCAUUUUUUAAUCAAAGGAAUCUACUUUGGCUGCAGCCGGUUUAAUCUACCUUGUUGCCCGAGAGUUGACAGCUCAUCAAAAAUCAUCAACAGUGUUUUUGUAAGUUGUGCGAAGCCGAUGAUUUGAAUGUUGCUUUUUAUAACGGAGUAAAGAGCAUGUGUUUUUUGAUAAGCGGUCUUUCCCUCAGUCAAUAGCGUAAAAUCAUUUUAGGCCAUCAGUGUAUGUUAUAUAUUGCAGAGGAGAAGGAGUUGUGUUAUAAGAGAUUAUGUUUGUAUUAUAUUGAUAAGAGAGAAGAGUUUGUGUACGUAUUUAUCUGGUUUUAGGAUUUAUGAGGAUGUUGAAUUAUUAAGCAGGUCUGUGAGUGUCUUUAUGGCAUUAUUGUUUUGCAUACAUAGCUGGCAAGAUGCAGAAUUUACAGUAUUGUGUAUUGAUGGUUAGUAAUAUAUUUAUUAGAGGGUUAAACCAAAACGAGCUGUGAUAUUGCACCAUAUAACGCAGAGUUGUCCUUGCGGGGCAUGAUGGGGGAUGGGAGAAAGUCUUUCUUUCAGAGAACAUGGUUUUUAUAUUCUUCAUAGAUUAUCAUGUUUGGAUUUCUGCUCUGGACAAAAACUCUAUUAAUGCCCCCCCGCUCAACAUUUUAAAUAGAUCCUAUUUUCAUUAGUGUUAGAGGUAUCAAUAAGGAGAUGAAUGCUGCCUAGAAGUGAUGUUUACAUUCGUACUGCUGAUCGUGUUUAAUGAGUGACUUCAGUCCUUGUGACGUUUUACAAGCAUCUAAGUUAACGUUCAUGUUUAGUUUUUUUCAGGAGCCUAAACUAGUUUUAUUCUUGACAAAGGCAGCCCAUCUGCAUAUAAAUGAAGGCGCUGUGUUGUUUUCCAGUCUGUUUACAACCCAAGCAUUGGAAGCGGUUAGUUUAGGCUUAGUUUUGAUCAAAAGAAAAUGAUGACGGGCUUCCAUAAACGUCAUUGAAGGGAAGCGGGGCGAGCUGAAUUCCCUGUAAUGAAUGAAGAAUGUAAUUUUUUUUCUAUAUUCAUUUAGCAUUCACUCCAUAAAAUGACUUACUAAAACGGAAUUCUAUGAUAAAAGUCUUUAUUUAUUUGAAAGAAAUAGGGCUUGAAUUGCAGCGCAUCCCCAGAUGUGUUUCAUCAACGCUCCUCCACUCAGUGCCAACUUUCUAUCCUCUUCUUAUUUCAGGGGGGGUGGAUAAACACUGCUGAUAUAUGAUUCAACUAAAGUGAUAUCUACAUAAAUAUAUUAAAAUGUAUAUUUUUUUCACAAGCCGUUUAACAAAGUCAACAUCUUGUAAAUGUGAUACGGAUUAAAUGUAUUACUAAAUGAAGCGUUGUAGUGUUUAUCCACCCUCAGGGACAUUUGAUCGUUUUAAUGAACAUUACCUUUUUUUUUAAAGUUUUGUUUUUUGUGUUUUUUUUCUCUGAUGUUCAGAACUAGAAUGUCAUUUGAUGCUUUGUAUUGGUGUGAUAAUGGAAGAUGGUUUUAUAUUUGGAUAUUUGACUCUCCAUUUAAUAUUUUCACUAUGGAUCCAGCUGUUUGGGGAAUACAGAUUGUUUCUAAGUGGCUUUUUAGUGGGGGUUGUAAACUUCAGGCAGAUUUUAUGUUCAAUCUCUGUUUUUGCCAAAUUAGCUUUAGACGUACAAAACUAGAUUAGAUGUUUUUCUACCAGAAAGCUUUGCUAACUAAAUGGGAUCCAAACUGGAUUUCACAUUGUUUUGUCACUGACUCCUGGGCCUCGUUCACAGCCUUUUUGGAGGUUCCCCACAGACCUGGCAGCGAGGAACAAGAACAGUUCUAGCCAAACACGGUUCUUCUCAUCUCCCAAUUAAUGAAUCUUGAUCUAAAUUGGCCCCCGGCGAUGCCUGUGAAGCCAACUCUUUGGGCUUCGCUAAUGCCAUUGGGAACAAUAAAGAGAAAGGAGAGUGGGCUCCCUGUGCUUUUGAUACAUCAAUACAGUGUUCUUGUUUAUCAAUAAACACCAUAAGGAUAGGCGUAAGGAGGUUUUUAGAACAGCAAGAGUUCACAUUUGGUCAUUUGGUUUUAUCUUAUGUGUUCAGUUGUUUUGGAGCAAUAAAAGCACAUUAUAUAACUAUAGACAAUAAAUCCACUUAUUUACCCAGAAUGAAGGCCUCAUCAACUAGUGCACAGUUGUGGGUACAUCUAUUUAUAAAUAUUUUUAAAUAAAUUAAAUAUUUUGAUACGGCCAGGCAGGGAGUGCAGAUGCAUCAAUGGGAUCUGAGAAGAAGCCUGUGAAAAGGAGGAACAGGGAAACUACAUUUCAGAAGAGCAUCAGGUAGCUUCCUGUACAUACCAGGGAGUAACUAAGACUGUAUGGUAAGGGAACACAUGAAUUAUAUCUUUUGUUGAGCGAUACUCCGCUCUGUGAACACACUGUGCUCCCACCACACGCUGGCAUUACCAGGUGGAUUUUUAAAAGUCACUAUAGUUUGACUCGGUGAAGCGCCCACACACUGAGCGGAACAAAAAUGGAACAAAAAAAAAUCACAGGGCAUUCAUUAAGUCUAACUCACAGCUCUUCAUGAUGACAUUUUUUCUUUCUUACUGGGAUGUAACACAACAUUUCUGGGACCCUUCAGUCACUGUGACCGUGCAGCAGUGAUGUGGAGUCAGACAGGAAGUG